This is a messenger RNA of Cajanus cajan (pigeon pea), 3828 nucleotides long. The record is from RefSeq and is a predicted model, not a curated record. Lineage: Eukaryota; Viridiplantae; Streptophyta; Magnoliopsida; Fabales; Fabaceae.
UCUAUUGUAUAGUUGAAUCUGUUCCUCAUCGAAUGCUCCACUCUCUCUCCGCUCUCCGCCGCCGCCGCCGCCGCCAUUUCUCAACCUGCACCAUCAGCUUCCCUUCCCUUCUCCGCCCCAACGCCUCUCUCAGGCCCCAUCUCUCCGACCUCGCCCUCGCGCUCCCCGAAGCCACCCGCACGUGCUGGCGCCUCCCCGCGCCGGGCCCCUCGCACGUGCUGCACCUCUUGCUCGCUUCCCGCUCCCACUUUCUCACGCCCCAAAAGGUUCGAUCUUUGUGGCAAGUUUUCAAAUGGGUCGCUCGCGGAAACGCGCAUUUCGCUUCCCAGCAGCACCUCUCGCAGUCGCGCGAAAUCAUGGCUUCGCUGGUCGUGCGAGCGGGGCUGUUCAAAGAAGCCGAGGAGCUGCUUUUCGCGGUGGAAAGUGAUCAUUUUUUUGAUGAUCUCGUUAAAGGGUAUGUCGCCGCGAGAGAUUGGGAAAAGGGUGUUUUUGUUUAUGAUUUUAUGAAGGGUAAAGGGAAGGUUCCUUCGAGGGGUUGUUAUGGGGUUUUGGUUGAUCUCUUGGUAAAGGUGAAAAAGACGGGUCUUGCAUCUCGGGUGGGUUUUGAUUUGGUGGGUUUGGGUGUACCGUUGAGUUUUGAGGAAAUGAGGGUAUUGGAGAAGGUUAUGGUGUUACUUUGCGUUGAUGGGAAGAUUCAGGAAGCUAGGAACAUGGUGAAGAAGGUGUUGGUUCUUAACACUGGGGUUAGUGGAUUGGUUUUUGAUGAAAUUGCGUUUGGAUAUUGUGAUAGGAAGGACUUCAAAGAUUUGAUUAGUUUCUUUGUUGAGGUGAAGUGUGCCCCUAGUGUGAGGGUUGCUAAUAGAGUCAUGGAUUCGUUGUGUGUGAGUUAUGGUGUAGAGAGGGCAAGGUUGUUUUUGCUAGAGCUAGAGAGUUUAGGUUUUAGUCCUGAUGAAGUAACCUAUGGGAUAUUGAUUGGUUGGAGUUGUCGCCAAGGGAAGAUGAAGAAUGCGUUGAGUUGUUUAUCAGUUAUGCUGUCGAAAAGCCUUGUGCCGCGUGUUUAUACUUAUAAUGCUCUUAUAAGUGGGUUGUUUAAGGUAGGUAUGUUGGAUAGUGCAUGGGACAUUCUUGAUGAAAUGACUGAGAGGGGGACACGGCCUGAUAUUUCGACUUUCAGAGUUCUUAUAGCAGGGUAUUGUAAGUCUAGGCGGUUUGAUAAGGUGAAACUUUUGAUUGGUGAGAUGGAGAACUGUGGAUUGAUUAAACUUUCUUCGGUGGAGAAUCCGAUUUCAAAGGCUUUUCAGAUUUUGGGCUUGGACCCUUUGAGUGUGAAGUUGAAACGAGACAAUGAUGGAAGACUUUCGAAAACGGAGUUCUUUGAUGAUGUUGGAAAUGGACUUUAUUUGGAUGCAGAUGUUGAUGAGUAUGAGAAGCACAUUACCUUGGAUCUUGAAGAAUCCAUGCUACCCAACUUCAAUUCAGCUGUUAAGAAGGAGUUGUGCAAUGGUAACCUAAAAGAUGCAUUGGUUUUGGUUGAAGAAAUGCUUUGGUGGGGACAAGAAUUGUUGUUGCCUGAAUUCUCGAAGUUAGUGAGGCAACUUUGUUCAUCUCGGUCACAAAUCAAGUCAGUGACCAAUCUUUUGGAGAAAAUGCCUAAGUCUGCCCAUAAACUUGACCCGGAAAGUCUCAAUUUGGUUGUACAGGCAUACAGCAAGAAAGGCUUAAUGUGUAAAGCGAAAAAUAUACUGGAUGAAAUGCUUCAAAACAAAUUUCAUGUCAAGAACGAGACAUAUACUGCCAUAUUAACGCCUUCAUGCAAGAAAGGAAACAUGAAGGACUUCAAUUAUUACUGGGAUGCUGCUUGCAGAAAUAAAUGGUUACCAAGCUUGGAUGACUUUAAACGUCUUGUUGUCCAUAUCUGCCAUCAGAAAAUGCUCAAGGAAGCAUCACAGUUUCUUGAAAUCAUGCUUUUAUCAUACCCUGACCUAAAGUCAGAUGUAUGCCAUGUGUUUCUAGAAGUACUUUCUAGUAGGGGCCUUACAGACACCGCAAUUGUAGUUUUAAAGCAACUACAACCCUCUUUCAUCAUGGAUCAUGCUGGUUAUAAUAUUCUUAUAAGGGGCUUAUGUAAUGAGGAAAAAUUUUCUCUAGCCUUUACAAUGUUGGAUGAUAUGCUAGAUAGAGAUUUGGCACCUAGUUUGGAUGUUUCGGUCUUGUUAAUCCCUCAAUUGUGCAAGGCUCAUAAAUAUGACAAUGCUAUUGCAUUGAAAGAUAUCAUUAUGAAAGAGCAUCCUUCUUUUUCUCAGGCUGCAGAUUGUGCAUUGAUAUGCGGAUUUUGCAAUAUGGGGAGCAUAGGGAAAGCUGACGCUCUGUUCCGUGAUAUGUUGUCUAAAGGGUUUAGUCCAGAUGAUGAACUGUGUAACGUGCUUAUUCGGAGUCACUGCCAAGCUAAUGACUUGAGAAAAGUUGGGGAGCUACUUGGUGUUGCAAUAAGAAAGGAUUGGGAGCUAUCCCUCACUAGUUACAGGAAUUUAGUGCAAUCAAUUUGUAGGAAAGGUAGAGUCAGGUUCGCUCUAAGCUUAAAGAACCUUAUACUUGCGCAAUAUGCACUUGAUGGCCUUAUCAUAUAUAACAUUCUUAUCUUCUAUCUUUUGUCAGCUGGAAACAGUUUGGUUGUUAAUAAGAUACUAACUGAAAUGGAAGAGAAGAAAAUUGCACUUGAUGAAGUUGGUCAUAAUUUUCUUGUAUAUGGUUUCUUGCAAUGUAAAGAUUUAUCUAGUUCUCUGCAUUAUCUAACUAACAUGAUUUCAAAAGGACUCAAACCAAGUAACCGAAGUUUGAGGAAGGUAAUAAGCAGCCUGUGUGAUGCUGGGGAUCUGCAAAAGGCCUUGGAAUUGAGUCAAGAAAUGAGAUUAAGAGGCUGGAUGCAUGAUUCUUCAGUUCAAACUUCUAUUGUUGAAAGCCUUCUUUUGUGUGGUAAGAUACAAGAAGCAGAAACCUUCUUGGACAGGAUGGGAGAGGAAUCUCUGACUCCUGAUAAUAUCAAUUAUGAUUACCUGAUUAAGUGUUUUUGCCAGCAUGGAAGAUUGAACAAGGCAGUUCAUCUUGUGAAUACAAUGCUGAAGAAACAAAACAUUCCAAUUUCCACCAGUUAUGACUUUCUCAUUCAUGGAUUCUGUGCACAAAAUAAAUUAGACAUAGCUUUGAAUUUUUUCUCUGAGAUGUUGAAUUGGAAUCUCAAACCAAGAAUUGAUACAGUGGAAAUGCUUGUCCAUAGAUUCUGCCAAGAUGGGAAGACAGAACUUGCAGAACAAUUCCUAGUGGACAUGACUCAUGGAGGUGAAACUCCAUCCAGAAAAAUGUAUUGCACUGUGAUUAAGAGUUAUCACAUGGAAAAGAAUCUUAGGAAGGCAUCAGAGCUCAUGCAAGCCAUGCAGGAAAGUGGCUUUCAGCCUGACUUUGAGAUACAUUGGUCCCUCAUAAGCAACUUAAACAGUGCCAAAGCAAAGGACACUGCAAAGGGGACCAAGGGAUUUUUGUCAAGUCUUCUUUCUAGAAGCGGCUUUCUUCAAAAGAAAUGAUUCAGAGAAAUAGCCCUUCUGUUGUCAAAGGGGUAUUUGUUGGUUGCAUUUGCAAGUACAAUGCCCAUUGGGCUUAAUUUUUGGGGAAAAUUGUUGUGCAUAACAAUAUUUAUUAAAGAUCAAGAGGAUCGUUUAACCACUUUGAGUGUACCAAUUCAAUUGUAAAGUGAGUUUAACCUCUUUCUAUAUUUGGAUUGGGGACUUCUUGUAAAAUUCAGUUUUGGAAUAAAAUUCACAUCUUUAGUUUCUA